Messenger RNA from Oppiella nova, 879 nucleotides. NCBI's taxonomy places the organism in Eukaryota, Metazoa, Arthropoda, Arachnida, Sarcoptiformes, Oppiidae. The record is from the annotation of a GenBank genome assembly.
AUGAAUCGCAAAUUGACGGAUGAAUCUCUUCUGAAGAAUGAAGAGAUUGAGGAUAAAAAUGAGGAGAAAAUUGAAACUGAUUUUAAAGAUACAGACUUUAAAGACACAGAUUUUAAAGACAAAGACAUUAUAGACAAAGAUAUAGUGAAGAACAAUGACGUCUAUCCGGAUCCUAAUGAAGAAUACACCGGGAACAAUGAAUAUUCCGGUGGAUAUGACCCUGAUACUGGAUACGGACAAGUCAAUGGUUACCCCGACAAUGGAUAUGGAAAUGAUAACUAUAAUAACUAUAAUAACACCAACGGAUCCACGAAUUACACCACCGACAAUUAUUAUGCCGGCAGCAGAUAUCAUAAACCUAAUUCUCCCGCGGCCUAUACCUUCCCGGGUGCUGUACAUUACGUACCGGUGCCGGUGGUACACCCUGUCUAUUAUCAAAACUACCGAAACCCUGCGUACUAUCAGUACCUGCGCCUUAUGUACGGCCGAUAUAACUAUAACUACCGACAGCCUAGCCAUCAGCCGUACAAUCAAUUCAAUUAUAAGACAUACAAUCAAACUAAUGGCGCACCGGGUGGUCAGCCAUACAACCGGACUAGGCUUCGGUCGCCAUACCAGUCCAUUCCGGGCACGUAUGGCACCAACUCAUACAAUACUCAACAGUACUUCUCUGGCAAACGAUACAACGCUCAACAGAUCUACGGCUCGUAUUUAUCUACCGGCGCUUACCUCUACUACUCGGGCACGUGUGCCAAGCACUACAAACGGACGCCAGAGAUCACGCAACAGGACAUGGAGUCGGCCUUCGACUACGCCCACCAUCAGCUCCGGGACUACGACCGGCUGUACGGCAACUACUCGAUAGAUCAUGCCUACUGA